This is a messenger RNA of Uloborus diversus, 558 nucleotides long. RefSeq lists its product as uncharacterized. The coding region runs from base 1 to 558 and encodes 185 amino acids. The record is from RefSeq and is a predicted model, not a curated record. The transcript has a single exon. Lineage: Eukaryota; Metazoa; Arthropoda; Arachnida; Araneae; Uloboridae.
AUGGGGAAGAUGCCAUUUGAUGAUCAUGAUGAUAAUUCUACAAUGGUGGUAACGAAUUUAUUUAUGAAAGAUUUUACCAUUACAGAAAUGUGGAACCUUGAUGUGAUACGCAUUACUGAUCCGAUCAUUAAAAAAAGCAAGGAAGAAAAGGAUUUACAAAUGAAAAUGCAAUUUCAGAAUUCUGUUUUUCUAAAUAAUGAAGGACGCUAUGAAGUGGCAUUACCGUGGGCCGAAGAUCGUCUACCAUUACCUAAAAAUAAAGAAUUAGAACUUAAACGCCUGGAAACAACAACACAGAAACUUUGCUCUCAAAAUUUAAUUAAUCGAUAUGAUGAAGUUUUAAAAAAUUGGGAAGAUCUAGGCAUAAUCGAGGAAGUGAAACAAAGUGAAAAUAUUGAUAGCGGACACUACUUGCCCCACAGACCAGUGAUUAGAGAAAGCAGUUCUACUCCAGUACGGCCUGUGUUUGAUGCGUCUGCGAGAACUAAGUUUUCGCCGUCACUGAAUCAAUGUUUAGAAGCUGGACCCAAUUUAAUUGAAUUAAUCACAUCAUUUUAG